AUGCCCGCGAUUGAUAUUAACGACACCGACAUUUACAUUGUUUGUAACGAUGAUAUUGAGCUUGUAAAAUUAAUUGUUUCUACUUUACGAGAAAAAGGCACAAGCAAAAUUCAUCUCCUGGUUUCUGAUAGUCAAGCUCAAGUAGGAAAAACCAUUAAUUCAUUUCAAUUCAUUUCUGGAAUUAUUCAAUCAUGCACGCAUUUGCUCACCUAUUCUUUAUUCGAAAAUAUUUUAAAUCAUUUUAAAUCAUUUAAGAGCAUUAAUGAAAGUUGUGAUAUUCUCAAUGAAACAAUAAAAAAGGGCACAUGGGAAGAAACUUCGGAUUUUGAACACGCUUUGACGAAUGCCGUUGUUGUCAUUAGUAUGCUUCAUCACGAAUUUGAGAAGCAAGAAAAACUUUUUGUCACUUGUCUAAAACAAGGUGUGGUCUUGUUUAUUACAUGGGAUUCGGGAAUGGAACUAGAUAAUUUAAUAAGAGAUAAAAGAUGUCCUCGUACUCGCCUACAUCAAAGACUUAUUGAUUAUCAAAGUUAUUCUCCUUACCCUUUUGCUGAUAAAAUGCAGUGGAUUUUAUUUCAAGUCGGAUUAUUUAGUGAUGAAAUUCUAAAAUAUGAUAUAUCCACUGUAACCACUGCUUUUAACAGUCCAAAUCAAUUCAUUUUUAUCAAUGUUUCCGUUAAAAUUGAUUUUGCUAAAAUAAUUGCUGAAUCAAUUGUUACUCCAAAAGUAAAACCGAAUUGUAAUUAUGUAGUCGGUGAAUUCGUUUCACAUACCUUUUUAGGUCACAUAUAUAAAGUUUUUAAUCAAGGAAUACCAUUUGAGAGAAGUAUGCCGGCUGAAAUAACUGAAUUUGAAACUACAAACCAAUUACGUAUAUCAGGAAUAAUAUCUGCUCGUCCUAUUCCAAAAAUUUUAUAUCCUGAAUGUGAUUCCUAUAUUCAUAAAAUAGGAAUUGAAAUAUCUUUUCAACAUGGUGCUACUAUUUAUAAAAUUUUAACUAAUCAUGAACAAGAAAUUUUGAAAUUAUAA
Messenger RNA from Dentiscutata erythropus, 1029 nucleotides. Lineage: Eukaryota; Fungi; Glomeromycota; Glomeromycetes; Diversisporales; Gigasporaceae. The record is from the annotation of a GenBank genome assembly.